Molecule: messenger RNA, 1435 nt
Organism: Oryzias melastigma (Indian medaka)
Lineage: Eukaryota; Metazoa; Chordata; Actinopteri; Beloniformes; Adrianichthyidae
Product: C-reactive protein
Exons: 5
Coding region: 669-1343 (224 amino acids)
Source: RefSeq, a predicted model, not a curated record
AUGGUCUGAGCAUUCUCCAAGCACUCAUUGGUCCAGAAACUAACCGCCAAACAAACAUAUUUGUUUCUGCCCAUAUUUCUGUAUCACAAAAAAACCUUCCUAAGAUCUCUCUACAUUUAAGUUCUAGUUUGUUUUACUGUUCUACAGAAAACAUUGGGAGUGGCCUAACAAGAAAAUACAUAAAGAUGGAAAAUUCAAGUUAGAAAGUCUAUAGUACUUUAAAUCAUGAUUUAUUUGUUAGAGUGGGAAAAACUAAAAUGCAUGUUUCUUUUCUUUCUCAUCCUCUCCACCUCUGUGCUUCACCACAUUGCAGCAGUGGUUCAGAGAAGACAAAUCAGAGACGUCAUCUCUGUUUUAUGUAAUCAGCCAAAGGAAGAUUUAAAGAGUGAUGGGGAAUUGACAUGAUUUCUCUCCUGUUUCACUGAUCACCAGUUGUACUUCUGAUAAAAAAAAAUUACUUACGAUUCUAUUCUGAUAUUGAAUAGGAUAAAAUCUUAUAGAUGAAAAACAAGCGUCUGUCAGGAAAAGUCAGUUUUAGGGGCCGCAAAAGAGGGAAAAAAAGGAGAACCGAAAGGGGGAUGUGAAAAAAGACGUGGUAGAAAUGGAAGAAUGAUUGAGUAAAAAACCUCAGACAUUUCAAAGAUUGCAAAGCUUGACGAUCAUUCAAGAUGAAGUUGUUGCUUUUGCUUGUAAUAUUGGGAACUGUAUCCGCAAAGGUUCAAGAUCUUUCAGGAAAAAUGUUUACCUUCCCCCAGCAAACAAACACAGCUCACGUGAGGCUGAACCCAAAUACACAGGGUUACAACGCGUUAACUGUCUGUCACAGAUCUUUCACAGACAUCAAUAAAGACCACGCCCUCUUUUCUUUAGCCACACCCUCUCAUGCCAACAGCUUCCUGAUUUUCUGGCAGAACAGAAACCAGGAGAUCCAGCCCCAUGUCAGAGAUGCAAAAGUUGAAUAUGGAGGAUGGGACUACAAGUUAAACACAUGGCACUCCAUCUGCACCACAUGGGACUCUGUGACUGGACUGGUACAAGUAUGGUUUGACGGGACACCUUCAAUCAGGAAACUUACAACCUCUGGAGGAGCCAUCGACGGGACUGUGAUAGCUAUUUUAGGACAGGAGCAAGACUCCCACGGUGGAGGGUUUGACAUUAACCAGAGCUUUGUUGGGAUGAUAACUGAUGUCCACAUGUGGGAUUUCAUCCUUUCUUCAUGUGAGAUUCACCAGUACAUGGAAGAAAGAUAUUACCCGACGGGAAAUGUGCUGAACUGGAGAGCACUGGAUUUUGAGAUUACUGGCAAUGUGGAGAUUGAAAAUAAAGUUCAAAUUUGUCACUGAAUUUCAAAAUAUUCAAGUUGGCGUACAGUCUUAAGCCUUUUUAUUUUUGAAAAAUAAAAGAUACUGAUUGAUAUAAAUUGUUCCAAAUGCUG